UUACACUCCACACUAAUUUUCGGUUUCUCCCUUCUAAUCAAAGUGAAAUUCUACCGUGAUUACCUUAUGCAUUCUUGAUAAAGCAAAAAAUAAAUUCUUAACACAUUAAUAUAUAAAAUGCCACGGAUAUUCGGCAGCCUUUCGUCUAAUCGUUUUGGACUGCAUCUCUUGCAGAUAUCGCGAUGUCUCAGCUACCAUGCUCCACCACUCUUCCGGCCACGCAGCCUGCUCCAUGCCGAGCGAUUGGGGCAGCUGUGCAGUAGUGCCACCUACGGACCCAAGUCGACGGGUCGCAUCCGGAAAUAUUCGCAGAAGGGCAACAGUGUCUUCUCGAUCAGCGAUAAUGUGGACAUGCUGCGCAAGAGGAUCAGCUGCACCGGCACUUCUGGUCAAGCGCCCAAGAUCCUGCCCAUUGGCCUGAUCACACCGGAAACGGGCGAUGGCAAGGACCUGAAGAUCGUCAUCGUGCCUCUGGACCUGUCCGGCAUGGAUGCCAAUGCACUGAAGGAUACGCUGGAUACCAUCAACGAGCUGAGGCUGUACGCCAACCACAUCGAGGCCUUCUCCAGCAGCAUGGUCGAGGAAUACAGUGCGUUGAACGAGGCCCUUCAGGAUGUGAAAUCCGAGGACCAGUCCGAAGGAGUCAAGGCGGAAGAUCUCAAGUUCUGGGAGACCUUCCCCUCCGCGACAGCGUCGGACGUCGAUGCCGUGGGAACCACCGUGGACGCGGGCCUGGGUGCCACCAACAUGCCCAUGCAACGCCAUGCAGCGGUCAGUAGCUGCCUCCAGAACGCUAUGGGCAAUCCUGGAGCUGCCAAUCCUUCGCUGAAAACCACCAAGGCCAUGUCGGCACUUUCCCAGGCCAAACCGGUUACGAAAUCUACGCUGGAAGCUAAUCUCACGGAGUUCGCCGUCCAGGAUGAGGACUUUGUGGAGGAGGUGCGAGUGGAUGUGCCGCAGGAUCUGACCGAUCGGCUGAACGAUAUGGCCGUCACGUCCAUGGAGCUGUCGUUUGAGAUGGACAUGACCAGCCUGCGUGAUGCCCUGGACAACAAGGGCUCAAAUGCAGUCACCCGGCAGGAUCCCAUGAUCUGUAUGCACACUAAGGUGGAGCUAGACGCGUCCGGAACAGUGGAACAAACGGUCCCGCUCAGGUUCAACGCCUUGAUCUCUGGGGUCGUGGAGAUCGAUAGCCAGAAACUGAAUUCCGCCCAACUGACGGACGACAAGAUGCCCGGCUUCAAUGAUGACCUCACCACGCUGGCAGCCAACCUUUGCAGCACCGCCUUGGAGAGGGGUUUCUCGGGAAACUCGAAAAACUCGGACACCUACAUUGCCGAUCUUGAACUGACCAAGGGUGAGCAGGCCUUUCCGACCAAAAUCAUCGAUACGUCCUUCAUGUCGGCGGCCACCCAAAUAGGACAUCAGCGGGAAGCCCAACAGAAGAUCGCCGAAGAGGCCUCCGCUUUGCCGGGCAUCCAGGAGGUGGAGGUGCCGGUUCCAGUGGACAAGGAUGGCUGCAAGAAUCCACCCGUGAAGCCCAAGCGCAAGUGUCCUGGCAAAUGUCCCCUGAUCACUGAUCCCUGCAAGGAUGAUCCCUGCGAGCGUCCGGAAAAGAAGAAAGCGCCCAAGAAAAAGGCCGAAAGUACCACGGAGAUAACGUCCAUGGCCAAGGGAGGCGACAAGAAGGAUCCUUGUGCAAAGGACGGCAAAGGCAAGGACAAGAAGAAAGACCCGUGUGCCAAGUUCAAGAAGGGUGGCAACGAUGGCGACAAGAAGGAUGGUUGUGACAAGGACAAAAAGAAGGAUCCCUGUGCCAAGGACAAGAAAAAGGAGGAUCCUUGUGCCAAGAAAGACGAUAAGAAAAAGAAGGAUCCUUGCGCCAAAUUUAAGUCCGGGGAGAAGAAAGAUCCUUGUGCAAAGGACAAGAAAAAGGAGGAUCCUUGUGCUAAAAAGAAGGACCCAUGUGCCAAGAAAGACGAAAAGAAAAAGGAUCCUUGCGCUAAGAAAGAUGACAAGAAAAAGGAUCCCUGUGCCAAGAAGGACGAAAAGAAAAAGGAUCCUUGCCCUAAGAAAGAUGAUAAGAAAAAGGAGGACCCUUGCGCUAAAAAGAAGGAUCCAUGUGCCAAAAAGGAUGACAAGAAAAAGGAUCCUUGCGCAAAGAAAGAUGACAAGAAAAAGAAGGAUCCUUGCGCAAAGAAAGAUGACAAGAAAAAGAAGGAUCCUUGCGCAAAGAAAGAUGACAAGAAAAAGAAGGAUCCUUGCGCAAAGAAAGAUGACAAGAAAAAGAAGGAUCCUUGCGCAAAGAAAGAUGACAAGAAAAAGAAGGAUCCUUGUGCAAAGAAAGAUGACAAGAAAAAGAAGGAUCCUUGCGCAAAGAAAGAUGACAAGAAAAAGAAGGAUCCUUGCGCAAAGAAAGAUGACAAGAAAAAGAAGGAUCCUUGCGCAAAGAAAGAUGAGAAGAAAAAGGAUCCUUGCGCAAAGAAAGAUGACAAGAAAAAGAAAGAUCCUUGCGCUAAGUUCAAGAAAGGCGGCAAAGAUGGCAAGGACAAGUGCAAGUUUUCCACCUUUUCAAGGCGCUACUUGUCCACUGCUCUGGACCAGGUCUUCCGCGAAUCCGAUGCCGCUCCUGGUGGUCCCCGCUUCCAUGUCUACUCCACUCUUGUGCGCCGUCACUAUCGUGUCCCUGCUGCCAAGACCCACGAUCUCUGCCAGUGUUCCCUAUGCCAGAAGCUCCAGCUCCACAAGGCAACUGCUCCGGCCAAGUUCACGAUCAACAGCGCCUUCCUGCGACGACGCUUCAGUGGACUGACGAACAAGAUCCUGCCCGGAGGCCUGGCCAAUGCCAACUGGCGGGGAAAGAAGGACAAGAAGGGCGGCAAGUGCGGCCAGAUGGCGCCCAAGUACCCCAAGAGCCGUGGCAAGGACAUCAAGGAGCGGACUGGUCUCCGCGAGGAUUGCUUCAAAGACGAGGACGGCGGUUGUGGCGUCAAGAGCUGCACCGGCAAAUGCGCCAAGGUCAAGUUCCCUAAAAAGAAGUGCGAGCGCAAGGAGAAAAAGGAUGAUGGCAGAAUAGACAGUCUCUUGGCCCGGAAUGCGCUUGUCCAACUGCAGCCGCAGCGGAGAUCCCUCAGCACGCGGGUCUGUUGCCAUCCAAAGUCGGAGGAUAACCACAUUCUGGCUCAACAGGCAUAUGCGUUGCAAAUUUCCAAGUCCUACGAGAUCAAAGUGGUUCCCGUUUCAAGACCUUCACCAAAGGAUUUCGAUGUCCUCAUUCGAACGGGUUCAGUGGCCAUCUCGAACUCCGAUAUCCAUGUCUAUGAGAACGGCAACCGCGACGUGGAGGCCAUGUCCUUGGGCCACGAUGCCACGGGAAUUGUGGAGGAAGUGGGUCGGUGCGUCCACCAUCUGCACGUGGGUGACCGCGUGGUCGUGGAGUCUGCGUUGUCGUGCGGCAUCUGCGAGUUGUGCAAACAGGGGUUGUACAACAUGUGCUCCAGUCUGGUGUACAAUGGCUUUCUGAGCACCUACCAAACGCAUCCGGCGGACCUGUGCCACCGGCUUCCCCCUUCCAUCAGCAUGGAGGAGGGUGCCCUGACCCAAACCCUUGCCCUGGGCUGUCAGGCAUGCUUCAAGGGCAACAUCACGCCCACCAGCAACGUCCUGAUCCUGGGAUCCUGUCCAACGGCAGUGGCGGCGGGCAUAUGCGCCAAGGCCAUCGGGGCCAAGCGUGUAGCCAUUGCCGGAUGUAUGGCUCCCGCGCUGGAUGUGGUGGCCCGGGACUUUGGGUUCCAGGCGGUCGAGUUCGACAGCAACGCCCUGUUCGGCGAGGUGCUGGAGGCCAUCUACAGCAAGUUCCAGGACUGGCCCAGCUGCGUCAUCAACUGCUCCAUAUCGGCCAUGACGAUGAAUCUGGCGGUGAUGGCCCUUCAGCCAUGUGGCGUCUGCGUGCUGGCUGAAUGCGAUUCGGAGUGUGCCAGCUUCAAUGCCCUGGACGUUCUGAUGAAGAACAUCCGCCUGGUGCCCAGUUUUCGGUCCGCCAAUAUGUAUCCCACUGCCCUGCAACUCAUGCGAUCUGGUCGAGCACCAAUGCACAAGUUCAUCACGAACACAUAUCCAUUAAGCAGGGCGGACGAGGCCUUCCGAACUGCCCAGCACGAGUCCAACAUUGGGCUGGGGAAGAUCAUUGUUAACUGUGCGGAAGAAGUGGAUUUUGGAGAUAGUCUGGGGAAAAAUACCAAAUCGGCAACGUAGAAAAUUAUGAUUGUAACAGCUGUAUAGAAGACCGCAUCAAAGAAUUCUAUUAUACUUAAA
Molecule: messenger RNA, 4314 nt
Organism: Drosophila elegans
Lineage: Eukaryota; Metazoa; Arthropoda; Insecta; Diptera; Drosophilidae
Exons: 4
Coding region: 118-4254 (1378 amino acids)
Biological process (GO): D-sorbitol catabolic process
Molecular function (GO): L-iditol 2-dehydrogenase (NAD+) activity
Source: RefSeq, a predicted model, not a curated record